CUACGAUGUAUCAUACAUGACAAGAUGGAUACACUUUCCAUUCCGACUUGCUCCGUCUCACAGUUCCCCUUCAUUUCUGCCCAGAGACCAAAGUUCUGGUUCUGGCAAUCUAAAUCUUGAAGAUCAAAAGUCCAGCAGUGCCUCACUUCAAGCACGAAAAUGGCGAACGAAUUCAAAUUCUACCACUACGACCCCUCGAUAGCGGCAGCCGUCAUCUUCACCAUUGUGUUUCUCAUAACAACAUCCCUUCAUUCCUACCAACUACUGCAGACCCGGACAUGGUUCAUGAUUCCCAUGGUCGUAGGAGGAUUCUUUGAAUGGGUUGGUUAUGUUGCACGUGCGGUUUCUAGUCAACAGUCCCCAGAUUGGACACUGGGUCCAUACCUCGUUCAAACACUUCUCCUCCUCGUUGCACCUGCACUCUUCGCGGCAAGCAUCUACAUGGAAUUAAGUCGGGUGAUCAUCCUUGCGGAUGGCGAGUCGAAGGCGUUAAUCAAGAAAAAGUGGCUCACGAAACUCUUCGUUUGCGGAGACGUCGUGUCGUUCCUCCUCCAGGGGGGUGGAGGCGGCAUCCAAGCUUCGGGCACGCAGUCUGGUCUCGCAACUGGUUCGCAUCUUGUGGUCGGCGGACUCUUCGUCCAGCUCGUCUUCUUCGGUUGUUUCAUUGCAGUUGCGAUGCACUUCGAAGUUGUCAUGCGCAAAGUGCCGAACUCCCAAGCUCGGAUAGCGGUGCCUUGGCGCAAACAUCUCGUCGCUCUAUACGCAGCAAGCGUGCUGAUAAUGGUCCGUUCCAUUUUCCGCGUGGUGGAAUAUGUGCAAGGAUUCUCAGGGUACCUUCUAUCGCACGAGGUGUAUCUGUACAUGUUUGACUCGUUGCUGAUGUUUUGUGUUAUGGUUAUUUUCAAUAUCGUGCAUCCGAGCGAGGUGGUGGCCCUGGUCAAUGGAGGCAAAGCGGCAAAGAAGGGGUGGAAGAUGGAGAGAAUCGUUGGGUUUCACCAGCUUCUUCCGGCCGACAAUUCAUAGGGAAGAGGGCUUGCCUAAAUCCUUUUAGAGGAUAGAGUGAGGGUGACCUGUGAGUUAGCGGAGGCAGGGAAUGCUCAACUUUGCUUUAGCUUGCUACAAUAGUGUCAGUGUAAGACUAUGGCUGGGUUUAGAAGGAAUGCGUCUUAGAGGUGGAAUCCACAUGGCAUAUGUAUCGAAAUCUACGAAUUGACAACUUCUGAG
This is a messenger RNA of Hyaloscypha bicolor E, 1224 nucleotides long. Its product is annotated as RTA1-domain-containing protein. The record is from RefSeq and is a predicted model, not a curated record. The coding region runs from base 160 to 1023 and encodes 287 amino acids. Lineage: Eukaryota; Fungi; Ascomycota; Leotiomycetes; Helotiales; Hyaloscyphaceae. The transcript has 3 exons. Gene Ontology annotation, cellular component: membrane.